AUGGCCGCCGCAAUCGACUACGCCUGCUUUCCGCACAUCUUUGUCGAGGUGGCGGCACAGUGCGACACUCACACGCAAAACAAGCUUCGCUUCCUGUCCCGCCAGGCAAAACGGGAUGUCGACCGUCUCCAAGGGCACACUACAUUCCCUCUCGUCUUCGCUGGUGUCUUGGCUCAGUGUGAUUUCGACUUCAAAACUCAGAACAAACUGCGUCUACUGUCCUCUUGGGCUAAGCGCGAGGUGGACCGCCACCAGACGUACCGGUGCACCUUCUCUGUCCAACUGCCGACUGAAGAGGGAGAGGCUAUCGUCAAGUUUCCGCCUCCUCGUGGAGGCUCGUUCAUCCUUUCGGUUCCCUUCCAGUUUUCCCCAACAUGGGCAAUACCCGUGUUCUGGACUGCUGAAAAGGAGGCAGCGCGCGCGGCGGACUAUAUAUCUCUGGAUAGUCUCGUGGACGAGGCCUUUGCUCUGAGACAUCGGGCCCAUCGGGUGGAGGUCGACUUUGACUCUUUCUGGUGGGACCACCUUGCAACGGUGAUGGCGAAGGAAGGCAAGGUCAGGUACGACAGUCCAAUGAAGACCCUCGAGACAGCGACCACCUUGGAACUGCUUCACUAUGGCAGAUACGAUCUGGCUAUAUUCCGCCAGCUCGACAUGGUGUUUCCUGAUCCCCCAGACGCCGUCAUACCACCCUCUGUUGAGAAAAUAGUCGUCUUCAACAUGAGAGAAGAGUGCACCUGCCACUAUCGUCUCAGGCACUCGUGCCGCAUCAUUCACUUCGAGUUCGAAGAUGACCUGCCCUGUCUUGAUGACAUUGGCGUUUGCCAAAUGUCCCUCGACCUCGUUACCCCUAGCGUCGAAGAACUCAAACUGAAAGUAUACCAGAGUCAGGAAGCCUCUGUCUACCUUGAAGCAAUCUCAAGCAAGCCCCUCAACCCGCACCUCUCGGUCUCCGUGGUGGCGGUCUGCGAAGAAGAACUCGAAGAUCCCAAACCAGCUGUCAGAGGCACUGAGCUACUCCAAAGUUGGAGCGAUAUGCUGAAAGUACCGGUGACAUUGGAAACGUACCCUUGGAAAGUCUGGUAUGAAAUGAGGUUCUGA
Messenger RNA from Trichosporon asahii var. asahii CBS 2479, 1101 nucleotides. RefSeq lists its product as uncharacterized. Lineage: Eukaryota; Fungi; Basidiomycota; Tremellomycetes; Trichosporonales; Trichosporonaceae. The record is from RefSeq and is a predicted model, not a curated record. The coding region runs from base 1 to 1101 and encodes 366 amino acids. The transcript has a single exon.